GUUAAAUUAAGAAAAAUAGUUUUUAAAUAGAUGUCACAGAAAUGUACAACAACCCUACAUCUAUAUAUUGUAUUAUAGCGACAGAAUUCUGCGAGAGAUUUUCGUUUUGUGGUCUGAGAACGAUCCUAUCACUCUAUUUGCGUAAUGUUCUCUGUCUACAUGAAAACGCUGCAACAGUUGUAUACCACAUCUUUAUUAUGAUGUGCUAUACGAUGCCUCUGAUGGGUGCUUUGUUGGCUGAUAACUUUAUUGGUAGAUACAAAGUGAUUCUGUACUUUUCAAUAAUAUACCUAGUGGGCACGAUAUUGACUUGUUGUUCAGCCAUACCGGUUCUAAUGUUGCCACCUACGAUCACUUCAAUGAUUGGUCUGGCUUUGAUCGCAACUGGAACGGGCGGGAUCAAGCCCUGCGUAGCCGCCUUCGGUGGGGACCAGUUUCGCCUGCCGCAAGAAACUCGGCGGUUGCAGAAGUUCUUUUCGACGUUCUACUGCAUCGUGAACCUGGGUGGUUUCAUGGGCACAAUCGUGACACCAACUCUCAGGCGCAGUUUCAUGUGCUUUGGAGAUGACACAUGUUAUGCACUCGGCUUCGGAUUCCCAUCGCUUCUAGUUCUUAUAUCAAUUGUAAUAUUUGUUGCUGGAAAGCCAUGGUACAGAAUAAAACAGCCUCGCGAUACCGUCACAUUAAAGUUUAUGUCUUGUGCGUGGUUUGCAUUGAGGAAGCGAAUGCAACAUGACAAUAGUUCCGAUGGCGCUCCACGCGAGCAUUGGCUCGACUACGCCAUCGAGAAGUAUGGUGAAAAGCUGGUAGCAGACAUGAAAGUUGUCUGUUCGAUCCUUUACUUGUAUCUGCCGGUACCGAUAUUUUGGUCACUCUUCGAUCAGCAGGGAUCGCGAUGGACCUUUCAAGCUUCGAGACUUCGAAGUGAAUUGUUCGGUGUAACGUUGAUGCCGGAUCAGCUGCAAGUGAUGAACCCCGCCAUGGUGCUGCUUAUGAUUCCGAUAUGUCCUGGAGGUGCGUGGCCUCUUCUGCCCGAGCUGCCACCGCUGCAGAAAAUGUUUUCUGGUGGAAUCUUAGCAGCAUUGGCAUUCUUCUCUGCCGGGAUCUUACAAAUUGGAAUUGAGCGUUCGACUCUCCAAGUGCCCGGACAUCACCAAACUGGACUGGUCCUGUUGAACUCCUUGGCCUGUCCUAUCGAAGUUGGAGUCCGCGGUGAGGGUGUUGCACCAGUAGAGGAAUUGGGAACUGCCCUGAUGUCACCACUCGAGCAUGGCCUCUAUACGAUUACUGUUAAAUGUCCGACAGCCUGCGCGGGCCGUGUAAUGAAGAGGCAUAUAGUAACUUCGCAAUUGAGGACGGUCGCAGGAAUGUUCAUGCCUGUAGUGAUCGGACAGAAUUCAGAAGACAAAUUAUCUUUAUAUUAUAUGGAUCCGAAUCCGUUUAUGAAAUCGCUGACUGGGAAACCUAAAUUGAAGGUUGUAUAUAUAGGUGAUACUGGACCAAACAAAAACGUGACUAUAACAGUGGAGACGGAUAGGAGGCUGAGUGACAUUUACUAUGUGUCUAAUGAACCUAUAAAUCACAUUGGCGAGUCGGCAUAUAUGUGCUUACAACCGGGAAAGUUCCGGUGGCACGCUAAUAGUGCGAGCGGGCUGGUAGCAGGUUCGGGCGAGGGAUACCUGCGGCCAGGGGGUGUGUACGUGCUAUCUCUGCGGGAACGCUUAGGGCGCCUGGAUGCGGCGGUGUUACACGCGCCGAACCCACCGAACGAGCUACACCUCGCCUGGAUCGUCCCCCAAUACCUCCUUAUUUCCGUAGCCGAGAUAAUGUUCGCUGUCUCUGGUCUGGAGUUCUCUUUCACGCAGGCUCCAAAAAGUAUGAAGACAAUUACUAUAGCUGCGUGGUACGUGUCAGUUGCGGUGGGGAAUCUAAUAGUCAUUAUCAUCACGCAGGCUCAAGUGUUCGAAUCGAGAGCUACAGAGAUUUUCGUAUAUGCAGCAGUGUUGGUGGUGGCUAUGCUAAUAUUCCUCCACAUGACACAAGGCUUUAGUGGCAGGACGUUAGAUGGCGAUGGAGAUGCCUCAUCUAGCGAGAGUCAUCCCCUGCUCCAUCAUCAUUCUCGGGUUAUAUCAGUGCAUUCGUUAUCAACAAGUGGGCGAGCGUAUAGUUACAGCGGGCCCGAAACCAGCGCUGCAUCAUGUAUGGGUAUAAUGGAGGCGCGCGCCCAGGAUUGGCCGUCACACGCAUAUGUCAACCUGGCCACACCAAGUACUGGUGAUAAUCGAGCAACUACUUUAGCUAAAAAAUAGAGCACACCACUCGUUUUUAUUACUAUUAUAUUACUAUUACUGAAGUCUAGUAAGAUUCAACUCAUUUUCCAAACAAGUUAAAGUAUUUUGAAAUGCCUAGUCUAGGUAAGUAGGUACCUACUUCUGUCGAUCCUGAGCUAUUCACUUUUGUUUAUACUGCUUCAUAUCUGCCAUACGGAAUGUGUAGGUAUAUUAUUAUUAUUUAUGUUAAAUCCUCAGUGUAGAGUGCCUAAUGCACAACUCAUCUUUCUUCCAAACAGUCUGAAUAAACGCCUUCGAAAACUAUUUAGUACCUACUGGUUGCACCCUUAAAUAUUUUACUUUAGUAGGAAGGUAUAGUAUGUAUAAGUACCUAAUUCCUGUGUAAUAUGCAUAAUAUAUUGAUAAAUCUUGUAAUAAUACCUAUUAUAGUAUCAAAGUGGUAAAUGUUUGUUGUCUUGUUUUUAAGUGAAUGACUUAUUGGACGCUUAAAACGUUAAUUGUUUUAUAACUGUAUUUAUAAUCCCAUAUUAGAGCUAAAACCCUUAUUACCUCUCCGAUAAAGUAAAUGUGAUUUAUAGAAGCUAGAAUAAUUCUAUAAACCUAUUUUUAGCCUUCGAUAACAAUAAAAGGGCGACGUCUGUCGGUCAGCUGUUUCGUAUUUGACAAAGGUUUUUCUACGUCAGUCAGUGUACAGUAGUGUAGUAUCAAGCCGAAGUCCAACGUUAAAUUUCGAUUGAUAAAUGAAAUUCACUUAAAAUUUGAACUUAUCGACUUCUAUUUAUUUAUAUCCGCUGUAACUAAAAUCGAAUCAUGUAAGCCGAAGGCAUAGAACCUCAUACCGAGUUAAUAAUAUCGACGAUAAUAUUGUCGUCCCAGCAUUCAAUUGAAGUUUCCUGUGUUAAUUUGAAAUUCUUUAUUUUGUUUAAUAUUUUGAUAACAAUCUGUUUGACAGUUGUUGAACUUAUUUUAUUUAGAGACUUAAUCAAGAUGAUGGUAACAUUCUAACAUUAUGGACUUGCAUCCUGUGCCAGUAAAUAAAUUAAGAUAAUAUAAUGUAGAGGCAUAUUAGCUUUCGGUGGUUUAUGAAAUAUGGCUGUAUGGGCUUUUGACCCCUUUGCCUGUCCAGAUGGACGAACAAAACCAAAAAAAAAGGUUUAUAAAAUGGAACGUUCGAUAGGAUUCAAACUUCUUUCAACUAAUGUAAUAUUAUAUAUACCUUUUAUAGGCAUUUGAAGCGAAGCGUUUAUACGGACGUUCAGGCAGCUCGCCCCGAGACAUCUCUAACCGAGCUAAGCCUCUUUAGCGUUCAACAUAACGUCACAUUUAGUACCGUUACAAGAUGUUCGAGAAUCACCGUUUGCAUAUUAUAUAUCUCUGUAAGAAUGUUAAAUAAAUCUUGCGGUGGAAACAAAAUAUAAUUUUCACGAGUACCAGUUUUUACUAAUAAUUAAUUACUAUCACAACUACGUGAAGAAAUAUGAAUAACACAUAACACUAGGGUAUUAAAUAGUUACUUAUUAUAAUGGUCCCUAAUCUGACGUUCUCGUCUAACGAAAAUCAGACGCUAAGCUAGAGUAGACAGUACGCGCGGCGAGCGGCUCGAAGGUCCGUUAAUAGUGAAAAAACGAGAGCUUCGGGUCGUUUCAGAAGUUAUUACCUUUGUAAAAAUUACCUAGUUUUGUUCCGUGCAGCCGUUGUAUACCGGUUUUAAUCGUAUGUUCCCGCUCGCAUCGUAUAAAGUCGUCCUUGUUAGUAGUCAGCACUCUACAGAAGGUAAAUGUUCGGGUACCUCCAGACGCGUCGCUCUCUUUAAUUCGCUAUGAGACACUAACACCUAAUAUCUAGUAUGUACCCAUAUAAACAAAUUUGGAGCACCUCCGCUUUAUACUGUAAAGCUUCGCUUCUUUCAGGCGUGUCUUGACGUCGAUUUUUCUAUGAAUAAGACGUAGAUAUAUGAAUAUUUGUAAAAUUAGUACAUUUUUAGUAAAUUAUAAUUUCUUACAUAUAUUACAUAUUUUAA
Molecule: messenger RNA, 4311 nt
Organism: Leptidea sinapis
Lineage: Eukaryota; Metazoa; Arthropoda; Insecta; Lepidoptera; Pieridae
Product: solute carrier family 15 member 1-like
Exons: 15
Coding region: 42-2309 (755 amino acids)
Biological process (GO): oligopeptide transport; transmembrane transport
Cellular component (GO): membrane
Molecular function (GO): dipeptide transmembrane transporter activity
Source: RefSeq, a predicted model, not a curated record